Messenger RNA from Rhagoletis zephyria (snowberry fruit fly), 2730 nucleotides. Its product is annotated as ATP-binding cassette sub-family G member 1. Gene Ontology annotation, molecular function: ATP hydrolysis activity; ATP binding; ABC-type transporter activity. Gene Ontology annotation, cellular component: plasma membrane. Gene Ontology annotation, biological process: transmembrane transport. The record is from RefSeq and is a predicted model, not a curated record. NCBI's taxonomy places the organism in Eukaryota, Metazoa, Arthropoda, Insecta, Diptera, Tephritidae.
AGUUGUUUUUAAAAGCUGCUCAUUUUCUAUAAUGAAGUGAUUGUAAGCCGGACUGUCGCAAUAGGGACAAUUGCAGCCACUUUAGUGUUUAGUUUGUUGUUGAUCAGAGUAUUGCUUUUUUAACGGCUAACUAAGAAACUUAGAAGUCAGUCGGCAUAUGCCAUCGGAAUUACGCGGAACUAGUGGCUAGCUAGCUCAAGAAUAUCACGCGUUAAUAAAUUUUCGCUAGUAUAAACUAGAAAAGUGCGGGUUUCUUGAAAAGUUGUUUGAAAUAAAUAUCAAAAGAUGCAAAAAACUUAAAAAAUUUUGUGAAAGUAAAUCAAAGUGCAAAAAACCGCCAGGAAAUAAACACAUACUUCUACCUGUAAAGUGAAACAUUUUAAGAUAUUGAAUUUUUAGUGCAAGUACACGGAGUGCGUUUUUUUCUGUCGCUGCCUGCUGUCGUCGCCGCAACGCAAUGAGUAGCUAAACAAGUGUCACUUCUUUCAGAUUACUAGACUGGUGGGGCUGCCUGCAGAAAGAACCUCCAAACAAAAACAAAAAACUAAAAUGGAAAUUUGCAUAUGAAUAUACAUACAUACAUACACAAAUAUAUGUGCACACAGGGCAUUUUAUUGUGUAGAGUGAAACAAAGUCAAAUACAUUAAAGACAAAAAAAACAAAUAUUGAAUUCAAUUUAAAGUGCAAAUAUCCAAUAAAAUUCUGUACGGCUGUGAACGCACGCGAGUAAAAGUAGAAAUAUUUACAUACCUAUACAAAAUUUAAAUAUCUUUGUUUAACAAAACCAAAAAAAAAAGUACUAAUAAUAAACAAACAACUACAAAAACGAAAUGGCACACGGCAUGGAAUCGCACAGUACGCUGCUGAAGGAGCGCGUCAAACCCAUAGAUAUACAAUUUCGGGAUCUAAGCUAUAAUGUGCACGUGCAAAAAACGAAGAAAACUAUAUUAAAAGGCAUUUCUGGCACAUUCCGCGCUGGCCAAUUAACAGCGAUUAUGGGCCCCUCCGGGGCAGGUAAAUCGAGUUUGAUGAACAUAUUAACUGGUCUGACCACAAGCGGCGUUACCGGUACAGUACACUUUGGUGACUCACCUACGAAGUCGCGCAAAGUUUGUUGUUACAUAAUGCAAGAUGAUCACUUCCAUUCGUGGUUCACGGUUGAGGAGACAAUGCUGCUGGCAGCUCAGUUAAAGAUCUCCAACGAUUCGAUGAACAUGAAGGAAAAGAAAAUGCUGAUAGAACAUUUAUUGGACACCUUAAAGCUAUCGCCAGCUAAAUUCACACGUGCUGGAAAUUUGUCAGGCGGUCAAAAGAAACGCUUGUCAAUUGCCUUAGAAUUAAUUGACAAUCCAGCGGUGCUGUUUUUGGAUGAGCCAACAACCGGCUUGGACAGCUCAGCCUCUUCGGAUACCAUACAGCUGUUGCAAACGUUGGCCAAUGAGGGUCGCACAAUUGUCUGUACUAUCCAUCAGCCCUCCUCUCAUGUCUACAGACUUUUCAAUCAGAUCUAUGUGCUGAGUCGGGGACACUGUACAUAUCAGGGAACGCCGCAAAAUACAAUUGAUUUUUUGAAGACGGUCGGUUUGGAAUGUCCAACAUAUCAUAAUCCAGCGGAUUUUCUGCUGGAGUGCGUUAAUGGUGAAUAUGGCGAUCAUACCGAUGGUUUAGCAGUCGCUGCUUUGCAGCCCAAAUGGCGACACGAUUACGAUGCGGACGCACAACAACAUUUAGAUGGGUUGAAUGGUGUACAAAUUGUGAAAAUGAUUGAGUCGCAGCAAGCAGCGGAAAAGCCACAUUCACCCUCGAUAACGCCGCCAAUGUCCGCUACGAAACAUGUUUACCCGCCGCCUGAGUGGAUGCGCCUAUGGCUGUUGAUCGGUCGUUGUCAUGUGCAAUUUUACAGAGAUUGGACGGUGACCUAUUUAAAGUUGGCCGUGCAUAUUAUAUGCGCUUUGCUGAUUGGUUUCAUAUAUGGUGACUCUGGUUCGAAUGCAACGAAGCAGAUUGCAAAUUUAGGUUCAUUCACAAUACACAAUACAUAUCUGUGGUAUACGACAAUGAUGCCGGGGCUUUUAAGAUUUCCACAAGAAAUUAGUAUAAUCAAAAAGGAAACAUUUAAUCACUGGUACAAAUUGCGAACCUAUUACAUGGCAACGCUGAUAACAUCCACUCCGGUGCAUAUCAUAUUUUCUAUGACUUACAUCACAAUCGCCUACCUGAUGACGGAUCAACCUUUCGAAAUCGAACGUUAUGUCAAAUUUAUGUUAACAGCAGUGGUGGUGACGAUAUGCGCUGAUGGAUUGGGCGUGCUGUUGGGCACGAUACUAAAUCCAGUUAACGGCACGUUUAUUGGCGCUGUAUUGACCUGCUUCAUGCUAAUCUUUUCCGGAUUUCUUAUACUACUCACUCAUAUGUCGAGUUUCAUGCGGGUACUUUCGUAUUUGUCGCCGAUCCGCUAUGCCUUGGAAAGUAUGGUGCUAGCGAUAUAUUCAAAUAAUCGAGGAAAUAUGUUCUGUCCGAUGGAUGUGAUGUAUUGCCAUUUUAAAAACGCCAGCACAGUGUUGCGCAGUUUUGGUAUGGAAAAUGGAAAUUUCGGAAUGAAUAUAUUUAUCAUGAUUUUACAGUUGUCAGCGUUCAAAGGACUAGCUUACAUUAUGUUGAAGCGGAAGCUGCGAGCGUAAAUUAUUAACAUAUGUACAUGUGUCCAUUAGGGUGAAUCAGGGAAAAAAA